Messenger RNA from Canis lupus familiaris (dog), 1214 nucleotides. It is a transcript of the gene RPL13A, whose product is annotated as ribosomal protein L13a. Gene Ontology annotation, biological process: negative regulation of translation; translation. The transcript has 8 exons. Gene Ontology annotation, molecular function: structural constituent of ribosome; mRNA binding. The record is from RefSeq and is marked validated. NCBI's taxonomy places the organism in Eukaryota, Metazoa, Chordata, Mammalia, Carnivora, Canidae. The coding region runs from base 99 to 710 and encodes 203 amino acids. Gene Ontology annotation, cellular component: cytosolic large ribosomal subunit; ribosome.
GCCCGUACAGCCCAUGCGGCGUCACUUCCUCCGCCCCUGUUUCAAGGGAUAAGAAACCCUGCGCCGAGGCUUCCUCCUUUCCCAGGCGGCUGCCGAAGAUGGCGGAGGGGCAGGUCCUGGUGCUCGAUGGCCGAGGCCAUCUCCUGGGCCGCCUGGCGGCCAUUGUGGCCAAACAGGUGCUUCUGGGCCGGAAGGUUGUAGUCGUGCGCUGUGAAGGCAUCAACAUUUCUGGCAAUUUCUACAGAAACAAGUUGAAGUACCUGGCCUUCCUCCGCAAGCGGAUGAACACCAACCCAUCCCGUGGCCCCUAUCACUUCCGGGCACCCAGCCGUAUCUUUUGGCGGACAGUUAGAGGCAUGCUGCCCCACAAGACCAAGCGAGGCCAGGCUGCCCUGGACCGCCUCAAGGUGUUUGAUGGGAUCCCACCACCCUAUGACAAGAAAAAGCGAAUGGUGGUUCCAGCUGCCCUCAAGGUGGUACGCCUGAAGCCUACACGAAAGUUUGCUUACCUGGGGCGCCUGGCUCACGAAGUUGGCUGGAAGUACCAGGCAGUAACAGCCACCCUGGAGGAGAAGAGGAAGGAAAAGGCCAAGAUCCAUUAUCGGAAGAAGAAACAGCUUAUGAGGCUACGGAAACAGGCCGAAAAGAAUGUGGAGAAGAAAAUUGACAAAUACACAGAGGUCCUCAAGACCCAUGGACUCCUGGUCUGAGCCCAAUAAAAUUGACUUAUUCAUCAUGCUUGGCCUGGCCUGCCCUUCCUCCAUCGCCGCCCUAGGAUAUGGGGGACUCCCAGGGGCUGCUGCCCUCAUGCCUCAGGCAACCUGGGGCUUACAGUACUGGGAACACAAGGCUUUAGUCACUACUGUUAAGAAAGGUCUUCUAAAAAGUUAAAAAAAAAAAUUCUUAAGAGUUCUGAGGCAUAAGUGCCUGUGACUCAUUCCUGAGAGUUAUUAGUGCCAUUUCACUGUAAGCAAGAAAGACCUGGAAAAUGGAGGGGAGCCCUUCGUUGAGAAUGGGGUGUAUUUAAACUUGUCAUGCACAGUCAGGCGCUAUACUCUGUAGCUGUUAGGGUGUGAGGAUGCUGGGGGCCAAGCCUGGUGUACAGAGGUAGUUCCAGAUCUGUAGAUGGGGAACAGCCAAGGGGUCACAGGCUCUACCCUUGUGCUAUCCCUGUAAUUCUGUGAUCCAAACCUAAUAAAUUAUUUUUAAAGAAA